Molecule: messenger RNA, 1682 nt
Organism: Camellia sinensis
Lineage: Eukaryota; Viridiplantae; Streptophyta; Magnoliopsida; Ericales; Theaceae
Product: nuclear transcription factor Y subunit A-3
Biological process (GO): regulation of DNA-templated transcription
Cellular component (GO): CCAAT-binding factor complex
Molecular function (GO): DNA-binding transcription factor activity; DNA binding
Source: RefSeq, a predicted model, not a curated record
GCCGUUCUUCUAGGGAGAAAGAAGCUGUAGUAGGAGUAUAUAUACAUACAUACAUACAUAUAUAUGCAUAGAUUUACUAGAGAGAGAAAAACAUGGUUCUAGACAGAAGAAUACAGCAAGACUCAGGGGUUUGAAGAAAGGAGACAUGCCCAAUUCCAUCCCAACAUUUUCCACUCCUUAUCCAAUCCCAAAGGUAAGUUAAACACUGUUGGGGGUUUCCUUAUAGCCAUUUACUAUCCAGAAGAAUGCAGGGUUUUCGUAAGAAAGAUUCUGAUUUAAGCUCUGCCCAGUCAACGGUUCCACGUGUUGGUCAUUGUGCAUCUUGGUGGACUUCCACUGCAUCACAAAUUCAAGAGUCUUCUCUAUCCAAAAAUUUAGGCUUGAAAAUGUCAACUCCAAAUCAACAUGGCCACAAUGUGAAGCAAAUGGGAUUUCAAUUUCAAGACCAAGACUCAUCCUCAACUCAAUCAACUGGUCAAUCUUAUAAUGAGGUAGCCAGUGUAGGAGAAAGUAAUCCUUGUGGAAAAAGCAUAAUGUCAAUGCAAUCGGGAUAUAAUGGAACACAUGGGAAGCCUGACGUGGGUCAAAUUAAGUCAGCUUUAUUGAAUGGCACUCAGGACUGUGUUCUACCUCCUUCACAAGUUGAUUAUAGACAACCAUUUACUUGCAUUCCACUUCCGUAUGCAGAACCAUACUAUGGUGGGCUACUGGCUACUUAUGGGCCACAGGCUAUGAUUCAUCAUCCCCAAAUGCUGGGGGUGGCUCGUGUGCCACUGCCUCUUGAUUUUCCUCAGGACGAGCCCAUAUAUGUUAAUGCAAAACAAUUCCAUGCAAUUCUCAGGCGAAGACAAUACCGUGCCAAGCUUGAAGCUCAAAACAAAGUCUCAAAAGCUCGAAAGCCGUAUCUGCACGAGUCUCGCCAUCUACACGCGUUAAAGAGGGCAAGAGGAUCUGGUGGACGAUUUCUCAACACACAGAAACUCCAGGAAUGCAAGCUCAAUGGCAUGACCAAUGGGAAAGACAACUCCGGCUCGGUUCAGUUUCAUUUGACCGCUAACAUGUCGGAAUCUGAAGUUCACCACCCUGAAAAUUACAAAGAGGGUCCUUCGACAACGUCUUGUUCUGACGUCACUAGUGCCUCCAACAGUGAUGGUAUGUUUCAGCAUCAAGAAUUUCGGUUCUCCCUCUACCCUAAUUGCAUUGGUGGGGCCGUGCAAAGUGGCGAGAACCUGCACUCUCUCUCAGUUCAUCGGUGAGAGAUGAGACCAACGGCGUUUGAAUCAGCAAAUCCGUGUUCCGGUAAUGCUGAUGAAAUGGGGAAGUCAUCCUUGGCUCAGUUUGAUAGGUUAUGUUUGUGUUGCUUCUUGACUUAAAACUUGUCGAUAACAUGGGAUGUGGAGGUUUUGCUAUGUCAUAAUUGCGAUUUGGAAAAACAAACAUGCUUUAAUUAGGUUAUGGGUGAUUUGAACAAGUGAAGAACACUAUAGCUUUAAUUCCUGGUUGUAAGGUGUGUUUUAAGUGUUUGCCAAGACUAAUUGCUUUGGUUAUUAUGAGGAUUUGUGAUUUGCUCUGGCAAAUAAACUAGGAUUUUAUGAUUUUGUUAACACAGUGCAGCUCCAAUUGCAUUUGCAGAGAUCAAACCCGGAGUUGGAAAUAAAGUGGCCUGAUUUAAAAAAAAAAAA